AUGCCCCGGGGCGGGAAGCCGGGAAGCCCGGGGCGGUGGGACCGGCGCGGGGAGCGGGAGCGGGAGCGGGUGGCGGGGCCGCGCUCCGGCCGGGAGCUGAGCCCCUCACACAGGCCUGGGCUGCUUCCCCGUGAAGGCACCUUCUGUGGGUGUCUCCGGACGAGAAAGCCAAACUGCAUCGGCUGUCCAUCUGCAGCUUCCAAUUUGGAGGAUUCAUCUUUGGUGCCUGACUACUCGCUUACUCGUAUCUUCAUCCUUCAGAUCAAAAAGACUCAAGCAGUGCACGCAGGGCUGAGGCAGGGUGUGGGUAUGGCCAUGAGAAAAAUGGGAAGUGUGGCCAAACCAGAUGUUUAUAUCAUUAAGGAUGGGGACACAGUCACUGUAAAAACAGAAAGCACCUUCAAGACUUCGCAGUUCAGCUUCAAGCUUGGUGAGAAGUUUGAGGAAAAUACAUUAGAUGGCAGGAAAACUCAGACCCUUGUCAGCUUAAAGGAUGAUGGGUCAUUGAUUCAGGAGCAGGGAUGGGAUGGCAAGAAGACCAUAAUAACACGGAAACUAGUGGAUGGACAGUUGGUGGUGGAAUGUGACAUGAAUGGUGUCAAGUGUAUCAGAGUCUACCAG
This is a messenger RNA of Chaetura pelagica (chimney swift), 621 nucleotides long. Its product is annotated as fatty acid-binding protein, epidermal-like. Gene Ontology annotation, molecular function: fatty acid binding. Gene Ontology annotation, biological process: fatty acid transport. The record is from RefSeq and is a predicted model, not a curated record. Gene Ontology annotation, cellular component: nucleus; cytosol. The annotation marks the transcript as partial. The transcript is spliced from 5 exons. Lineage: Eukaryota; Metazoa; Chordata; Aves; Apodiformes; Apodidae.